AUGGAACCAAAUGCCAAAAUAUGUGCACAUGAAGGAAAAGAUUUGGAAGAUGCGACAAUGUAUCGAAAAUUGGUAGACAGUCUAAUCUACUUAACCUUGACUCGACCUGACAUUUCUUAUGCAGUUAAUGUGAUGAGCCGGUACAUGCACAAUCCAAAGAAGCCUCAUCUGGAAGCAGUUCGACAAAUAUUGAGAUAUGUGAAGAGUACAAUUGACUAUGGUCUUUUGUACAAGAAAGGUGAAGACUGCAAGUUAGUUGGUUCCUGCGAUGCUAGCUAUGCAGGAGAUCAUGACACUAGGAGAUCAACAACUAGGUAUGUGUUUAAGCUUGGUUCUGGAACAAUUUCUUGGUGUAGCAAGAGACACGUCAGAUUAGGUGGUUCCUUGUUUAACCUGUUAUGA
This is a messenger RNA of Pistacia vera, 402 nucleotides long. RefSeq names its product secreted RxLR effector protein 161-like. NCBI's taxonomy places the organism in Eukaryota, Viridiplantae, Streptophyta, Magnoliopsida, Sapindales, Anacardiaceae. The coding region runs from base 1 to 402 and encodes 133 amino acids. The transcript has a single exon. The record is from RefSeq and is a predicted model, not a curated record.